Molecule: messenger RNA, 2845 nt
Organism: Helicoverpa armigera (cotton bollworm)
Lineage: Eukaryota; Metazoa; Arthropoda; Insecta; Lepidoptera; Noctuidae
Exons: 7
Coding region: 483-1094 (203 amino acids)
Source: RefSeq, a predicted model, not a curated record
GGCCGUGUCGAUUUUGUGCUUGAGGUGAUCGAAAUCUUGUGAAUUUUGUGCUUGAGAUAGGACUCGUUGACCCGUUUUGUGAUAAUUAAUAUUUAUCAUGUCUAAUAGAAAGUGUUGUGUUCCCGGAUGUACAAAUGGCUUAGACACUACGGGUAUUUACAUAAAUUCCCUAAUCCAGAUAAGGAUAGGCAGCUAUUUAAUACAUGGGUCUUUCAUAUUGGUGGUGACAUUUUGCAACUUGAAAAUAACCAUAUUUUCAAAUACCGCCGCGUCUGUAAUGAUCAUUUCGAACCAAAAUAUUGGUGCCGGAAUAACCGACUUGCCAAAGGAGCUGUACCUACAAAAAACAUGCCAGGAUUAUCUUGCUCGAAAUUCAGCAUUGAAAAAGAGCACUAAGACCUCUUCAGAUUUCAGGACCGUCUACAUCAAAAGAACCUGCGCAUCUACAUAUACACUCACAAGGUUCAAUUGAAGAUGUACAAAUGAAAGAGAAUCUUGAUCCUGUCACUUCAGAAUCUCAGUCUGUACACAGUGAUAGACAGCCUCAUAGUGAAGAAGAAAAUGUUGAGGUGGUGAAAGAUCUUGUGCAUCGCAAAGUUAAAUGUGUUAGUAAGAAGGCGGUAAAACAGGUUGCUGUUACGAAAACUGAGCGUGCUCUGUAUCAGAAAAUGCUGCAAGUUGGUGUGAAACUCAGCAAAUGCCGUAGCAAGGUUAAAAAGCAGGCAAUCAAGAUCAAGGCCCUGCAAAAUAUUACUACAAACCCUCAAUUUUUAGAAACUCUAGACAAAAUGUCUAGCACAUCAAAAAUUUUAACUUUGCUGCAGUUCAGGGAGCACAAAAAGGAAAAAAGGCCGGCGUUUCACAUUAGAGGAAAAAUUGUAGCUUUGACUAUCCUCAAGCAAAGCCCAAAAGGAUACAGAUUCCUGAGGAAAAUCUUUAUCCUGCCAUCACGCCAAAUUUUAAUAAAAUUAAUUAAUAUGGCAGAUAUAAAUGCUGGUAUCAAUAAAAAUUUGAUGGCACAAAUAAAAAAAGCCACACUUAAAAUGAAACCAGAGCACAAAUUAUGUGUGGUUCUUUUGACGAAAUGUCACUAAAACCGAAUGUGGCAUACAAUGAAAGGAAGGACAGAGUGAGUGGGUUUGUAACCAAUGGGCAAGAGACACUGCCUGAGUAUGCAGAUCAUGCGCAGGUAUUUAUGAUAAGAGGACUUAUAAAAAAUUAUAAGCAACCCGUUGCAUACACAUUUUCUCAGUCUGCCACAAAGGGACCAGAACUGGCAAAACAAUUAAAGGCUGUCAUCACAGAACUACAAAAUGCUGGUCUUAAUGUGGUAGCAACAGUGUGCGACCAAGGAACAAAUAAUGUUAACUGCAUUAAAUUCUUGUUACAAGAAACAAGAGGUAUUCUGUUAAGAAAAUCAGAAGAACCUGAGGGAAAUAUUAUUUUAAUAAAUAAACAGGAAAUCAUUCCCUUGUAUGACCCACCUCACUUAAUGAAAUGUAUAAGAAAUAAUUUAAUAACGAAAAAUCUACUAUAUAAAAAAGACAACAAAAUGCUAAUGGCAAAGUGGGAACACAUAACUGCACUGCACCAAGAAAACCCAGGCUACAAAGGCAUAAGACUGGUGCCAAAAUUAACAGACUCCCACUGCAUUCCCAGUAAAAUUCCACGGAUGAAAGUUAAAUUUGCUACGCAACUAUUCAGCCAAACUGUAGCAUCAAAUAUGGGCUACCUAGCAGAAAAAGGAAUAAUCUCUCAAGAUGCGCAAAAUACAGCGGACGUCAUCUUGUUUUUUGACAAACUUUUUGACUCCAUUAACGGAAGCUUCGGGAAAAGGAAGCACAGUAAACCACUGCUGGGACCUGCGACGCCGAACUCAAUACAUCACAAAACAUGGAUGGAGGCAAAAAUAUUUUUAAAAAAUAUGAAAUUUGUGAAUGUAAAAACCUCGAAUGUGGAGUAUGUUCCCACCUUAAGUAACUGGGUAUGGACACUAGAAGGAAUAGAACUGCUUUUAAAAAAUUGCUGCGAAGUACGGAGUGACAUCGGUUUGGUUGCGGCAUCUGAAUCAGGAUCCAAUAGAAAAUUUUUUUGGAUCGAUAAGGAGUCAAGGAUGCCGCAACGUAAACCCUACUCCAGAUGGAUUUGAAGCAGCAUUUAGCAGCCUUUAAUAAACAGCCUAUCUAGUGUCCAUGCCCCAGGGACAAAUUGUGAGGCAGAUAAUUGCCACGCUUUGCAUGAAGUUCUCAUCACAAGCGGGCCUGCAAAGAACAAAUAAAUUGUGAGCUCUCUGAGAUUCCGGACAUUGAAUUUACAGCCCUUGAAGACAAAAGCGACCCCCGUAUAAUUGGGGGGCUACAAUAUGUUAGCGGUUAUUUUAUUAAAACCGCUAAGAAGAAAGUCUUCAAGGGUUGUAGUGAAUGUAAAAAAAAUUUAAUGUCCGAUCAGGAACACGAUUAUUUAAAAUAUAGAGAGUAUGCUAAUAAAAAAUGGCUUUGCAGUCCCAGCGACUCUCUCUUAAAUUGUGUUUCGAAUCUGCAGGAUAUAAAUUACACAAUAAUUAAAAAAUGUUUGGAAAAAAAAUAUUUAAAAGAUUUCAUCAAAACAUUAAUAUUUAUACAUUUGAAAUUCGAUUUCAUAAAAUGUGAAAUUCAUAAAGAAAAAUUAAUAGACUUUUUAAUCAAUAUAUCCUGCAGAUUCUUUAUUUACAAUUACUGUAAAGAUAUUAAUAAAAUAUUAAUAAAUAGGAGAGAGUGUGAUGAUGAUACGGAUUCCUAUAAGCUAAAAGCGAAAAAAUUAUACAUGAAAUGUUUUAAAAGAAAAAAAUAAAUUAUAUUAAAGGUUA